Messenger RNA from Scheffersomyces stipitis CBS 6054, 1980 nucleotides. RefSeq names its product fumarate reductase (gene OSM2). Gene Ontology annotation, molecular function: heme binding; oxidoreductase activity; FMN binding. The record is from RefSeq and is a predicted model, not a curated record. Lineage: Eukaryota; Fungi; Ascomycota; Pichiomycetes; Serinales; Debaryomycetaceae. Bases 1 to 1980 code for a protein of 659 amino acids. The transcript has a single exon.
AUGUCUUCUCCAAAUACUCUUCCCCGGAAUCCUAUCAUCAUCGUUGGUGGUGGGUUGGCGGGACUCUCUGCUGCGCACCAGACAUAUCUCCGAGGAGCCAAUGUGAUUCUCUUGGACAAGCAGGGGUUUCUCAGUGGAAAUAGUGGAAAAGCUACAUCCGGGAUCAACGGAGCCUUGACGAGGACACAGGUUGAUCUCGAAAUCAAGGACUCGGUGCAACAGUUCUACGACGACACUUUGGCUACUGCUAAGGACAGGGCCAGACCAGACUUGAUCAAGGUGUUAACUUACCAUUCCGCAGAUGCCGUACAUUGGCUCCAGGAAGUGUUUGACUUGGAUUUGACAGUUGUGUCGAGAUUGGGGGGUCAUUCCCAGCCCAGAACCCACAGAGGAAAAGACUCAAAGUUCCCAGGCAUGGCCAUCACGUAUCGGUUGUUGGAAACCUUGGAAGACUUAGCCUUGGCUGAACCCCACAGGGUGUUGAUCUUGAAGAACUGUCAGGUGAUCGACUUGGUGAAACAGGACCACAAGGUGACUGGGGUGAAGUACAAGAACUUGCUUGACAAGACGAAACACGAGUUGACUGGUCCUGUGAUCAUGAGUACAGGUGGGUAUGCCGCUGACUUCACCAAGAACUCGCUCUUGAAAAAGUACAGACCUGAUAUUAUUGACUUACCUUCUACGAAUGGAAACCAUGCCACUGGUGAUGGCCAGAAGAUCAUUAUGAAGAACAAAGGUGUGGGAACCGACUUAGACAAAGUACAAGUGCAUCCUACUGGCUUGAUUGACUAUAACGACACCGACACCAUUCUGGGUAAGAAGGUUCCCCGUUUCUUAUUUCUAGGAGCUGAGGCACUUCGUGGUGAAGGUGGGAUCAUCUUGAAUGCUAAAGGCGAACGUUUUGUGGACGAGUUGGGACCCAGAGACUACGUCAGUGGUGAAAUGGAAAAACAAUUGAAGUUGGGCAAUGGGCCAUUAAGAUUGGUUUUGAAUGAAGCCAGUGAAAAGAACUUGGAGUUCCAUGUCAAGCACUACAAGGCCAGAAACUUGAUGAAGACUAUUUCUGGAAAGCAGCUACUUGCUGAUUUGGGGUUGUCUGGACAUCCCGAAAAGUUGGAACUGGUAUUUGCUACUUACAACAAAGCUGCUCGUGGCGAGAUCAAAGAUCCAUUUGGGAAGAAGUUCUUCCCAGCCACUCCCUUCGAGUACAAUCCUGAUGCCAGCUACCAUGUCUCUUUCAUUACCAGAGUGUUGCAUUUUACAAUGGGAGGUGUUAGAAUCAACGAUAAAGCUCAAGUAAUGUACCAAGUAGGAGAAGACGAAUAUGAACCUUUUGAAGGCUUGUAUGCUGCUGGAGAAUUGGCUGGAGGUAUCCAUGGUCACAAUAGACUUGGAGGUUCUUCUCUCUUAGCGUGCGUAGUCUACGGAAGAUUAGCUGCUGAUCAAGCUACCAGUUAUUACAUGAACAAGUUGAGUGAAGGUCCUGUAGGAUCAUCAUCUUUGAACAGAUUGCAAAUGAUCAACUUACACAUUGAUCCAAACAAUCCACAGAAGGUCACCAUAGAAUGGGGCGAAGGCAACCCUUCUACUGGAGAUAUUAACUCUUCUUCUACUGCUACUGCUGCUGCUACUGCGACUUCUAAUAGUAAUACAUCUACUACCGCUCCUGCUGCUACUCCUGCUGCUACUGCUACGGAAAAAUUUAAGCUGUUUGAGAUCCCUGCCAAGGAGUUCACCUACGAAGAUGUUGCUAAGCACAAUAAACGUGAAGACUGUUGGGUGGUGGUGAAGAACGUUGUCUUGGAUUUGACUCCGUUCUUGAAGAACCAUCCUGGGGGAAUGGAGUCGAUCGUCAACUACGCGGGCAGAGAUGCUACAGAGAGCUUUGAGAUGUUGCACGAAGAUAACUUCAUUGAAAAGUACACUCGAGACUGUGUCUUGGGUAGAAUCAAAGGCAAGACCCCAGCAUUGAACUUAUAG